Molecule: messenger RNA, 1740 nt
Organism: Schistosoma bovis
Lineage: Eukaryota; Metazoa; Platyhelminthes; Trematoda; Strigeidida; Schistosomatidae
Source: the annotation of a GenBank genome assembly
CUGUUCUCGUGAUAAAAGUAAAUAUCUACAAGCUCAACAAUUUGGCUUGGAUUUGAGUACUCGAAAUGAUUAUGAAAAACGUUUAAAGAAAGCUUUCAGAGGUUUGCAAGAAAAGUACGUUGGAAAAUUUCGAAAUAAUUCAUAUAAUGAAAAUCUUUUGCGGUUGUUUUAACUGUUGAUCAUCAAGCUUGGAAUGUAUCUAUGACACCGGCAUUUUACUGCAUUUAAACUUCCGGCUCGCUGUUUGUUUUAGUGUCUCGUCUCUUGUUAGGAUGCGCGAAAUCGUUCAUAUACAGGCAGGUCAGUGCGGCAACCAAAUUGGAGCUAAGUUUUGGGAAGUAAUAUCAGACGAACAUGGCAUUGAUCCAACUGGGACGUACCAUGGGGACUCUGAUCUUCAGCUAGAACGCAUAAAUGUGUAUUACAAUGAAGCAACCGGUGGAAAGUAUGUGCCUCGUGCUGUUCUGGUCGACCUAGAACCUGGGACUAUGGAUAGUGUGCGUGCUGGUCCAUUUGGUCAGUUAUUCCGACCAGAUAACUUUGUUUUCGGACAAAGUGGGGCUGGAAAUAAUUGGGCAAAAGGCCAUUACACCGAAGGUGCUGAGUUGGUUGAUUCCGUCUUAGAUGUUGUUCGCAAAGAGGCGGAAUCUUGUGAUUGUCUUCAGGGUUUUCAGCUCACUCACUCUCUUGGAGGAGGUACUGGUUCCGGAAUGGGGACACUACUUAUUUCUAAAAUCCGUGAAGAGUAUCCAGACCGUAUUAUGAAUACCUUCUCAGUCGUUCCAUCGCCUAAAGUAUCUGAUACUGUCGUAGAGCCAUACAACGCAACUCUUUCAGUUCACCAGCUUGUAGAAAACACUGACGAAACAUAUUGCAUUGAUAACGAAGCGCUGUAUGACAUAUGCUUCCGAACUUUAAAGCUCACCACUCCAACAUAUGGUGACCUAAAUCACUUGGUAAGUGCGACCAUGUCAGGUGUUACGACAUGUCUUCGAUUCCCCGGCCAGCUGAAUGCUGAUUUAAGGAAAUUAGCUGUAAACAUGGUACCAUUUCCACGUCUACACUUUUUCAUGCCUGGAUUCGCUCCUCUUACUAGUCGUGGUAGCCAGCAGUAUCGUUCCCUUACGGUACCUGAAUUAACUCAACAAAUGUUUGACGCGAAGAAUAUGAUGGCCGCUUGCGAUCCACGCCAUGGACGAUAUUUAACAGUUGCCGCAAUGUUUAGAGGGCGCAUGUCAAUGAAAGAAGUUGAUGAGCAAAUGCUUAACGUUCAGAACAAAAAUUCGAGCUAUUUCGUCGAAUGGAUACCUAAUAACGUCAAGACAGCUGUGUGUGACAUUCCACCAAGAGGUUUGAAAAUGUCCGUCACUUUCAUCGGGAACAGUACGGCUAUUCAGGAGUUAUUCAAGCGUGUUAGCGAGCAGUUCACUGCUAUGUUCCGACGCAAGGCUUUUUUGCAUUGGUAUACAGGUGAAGGUAUGGAUGAAAUGGAGUUCACAGAGGCAGAAUCAAAUAUGAAUGAUCUCGUCAGCGAGUAUCAACAGUAUCAAGAUGCAACAGCCGAAGAGGAAGGGGAUUUCGAGGAAGAAGAAAACGAAGUAGCAUGAAUUAACGAUUGUUUAAAAAUAAGCCUAAUAAAUUUCAUGUUUCUAUGAGUUGUUUCUAGGUUUCAGCUGUUAGGUAUAGUGUUAUGCUCUGUUUAUUGUGUUGUGGUCUGAUCUGUUACAAUCUCUGUAUUUG